AUGGCUUGCGCCUGGGGGUCGGAUCUAACCUUCCCUCCUGGGUUCAAGUUCGGUGCUGCAUCAGCGGCAUACCAGAUUGAAGGCGGUUGGAAUGCAAGCGAUAAAGGAGAAAGCAUAUGGGAUCAUCUUGUCCAUGAAAAUCCUGAGAUGAUAGGGGAUCGUAGUAACGGAGACGUGGCCUGCGACUCUUACCACCUCUGGCAGAGAGACAUAGAAAUUGCAUCAGAAAUCGGUCUACACUUCUAUCGAUUCUCUAUAGCGUGGACGAGAAUUCUACCAACCGGCUUCAGCGAUAAGAUCAGUGAAGACGGAAAGAAUUACUACAAUAGACUGAUUGAUGGGCUGUUGGAGAAAGGGAUCAGUCCAGUAAUUUCAAUUUACCACUGGGAUCUGCCGCAACAGUUGCAAGACCUGGGUGGCUGGGUAAAUCCUCUCAUAGUUGACUGGUUCUCUGAUUACGCAAGGGUCGUAUUCUCUCUAUACGCAGACAGAGUGAAGACCUGGAUCACCAUCAAUGAGCCCACUAUGAUCUGCGAUGAAUCUUACAACACUGGUUUCUUUGCCCCAGCGAUUUUGGAGCCCCAUAUAUCCCCCUAUGUAUGUGCAAAGAACGUUUUGCUUGCCCAUGCUAAGGCUUGGAGGAUUUACGACGAGGAAUACAGACCAAAGUACAACGGCGAAAUAACCUUAGCCAAUCAUUUGAUCUGGUAUGAACCUCUGGGUGAAGAAGACUUCGAACUCACUGAAUUAGUCCGGCAAAAUUUGGUUGGUCGAUACUCUCAUCCGGUUUAUUCAAAGGAGGGAGGUUGGCCGCCAUCGCUCGAAAAACACAUGGAAGAGGUCAGCAGACGGAAAGGUUUCCAGAGAUCAGUCCUGCCUCCUUUCACUCGAGAAGAGAUUGACUUAGUAAAAGGCACCUUCGAUUUCUACGCCAUGAACCAUUACACCAGUCGCCUCGUUCGGAAAGCUGAGCCAAGCGAACACAUCGGCUCGUUCCCAUUGAACGGAGCUCCUGAUCUAGAAGCUGUCUUCGAAAAAGACCCGAGUUGGAGCAUUACGACUUCCCAAUGGUUCUAUAUUAACCCCGAAGGUAUUCGACGGCAGCUGGCCUGGUUGCAGAAGGAGUACGGAGACAUCAAAUUCUGGAUCACAGAAAACGGCUUGUCGACUACCAGCGGCCUAGAAGACAGAGAACGAAUCGAAUUCUACAGGGAUUAUCUGAAAGAGGUGCUUCUGGCCAUCAACGAGGACGGCCAAAAAGUGACUGGUUACACAGCGUGGACCCUGAUGGACAACUUCGAGUGGAACGACGGUUACAAUUCGAAAUUCGGAUUAUACGAAGUGAACUUUACUUCCCCGAUGCGCACCCGAAGACAACGCGCCUCCGCCCGCUAUUACAAGCAGAUCAUCGAUACACAUUCAGUACCCAGGAGUCCUUAUGACGACCUAUGAUCUCAUAGGCAACUAGUGAUGAGCAAUAAUGGUCUUUCUUUUUUGCCAAAAGACCAGCUGUACCCGAAUAAGACGUAGAC
This is a messenger RNA of Bombyx mandarina (wild silkworm), 1532 nucleotides long. Its product is annotated as myrosinase 1. NCBI's taxonomy places the organism in Eukaryota, Metazoa, Arthropoda, Insecta, Lepidoptera, Bombycidae. Gene Ontology annotation, biological process: carbohydrate metabolic process. Gene Ontology annotation, molecular function: beta-glucosidase activity. The record is from RefSeq and is a predicted model, not a curated record.